This is a messenger RNA of Aspergillus calidoustus, 1353 nucleotides long. The record is from the annotation of a GenBank genome assembly. NCBI's taxonomy places the organism in Eukaryota, Fungi, Ascomycota, Eurotiomycetes, Eurotiales, Aspergillaceae.
AUGCCCAUUCCCUUGAUUACCAAGGGGAUUACAGAGGGCCUAUCGUCCAUCCCUCACAUCUACACGGUCCUGAAGUUCGCACCAUGGCUGCUCCUCAUCGUAGCCCUGAAGUACUACUUCGGCGGUGCUCGAAACGAGUCGGAACGUCUGAUGCAUUCUAAAGUUGUGAUGGUGACUGGAGGAACAUCCGGCAUAGGAGCCAGCGUCGUCCACGAACUCGCAACGCGCGGCGCCCAAAUCAUCCUCCUCACGCAACACUCACAAUCGGACAUCUUCCUGGUCGAAUACAUCGAAGACCUGCGCAAGUCUACAAACAAUCAGCUCAUCUACGCCGAGCAGGUUAACCUCUCCUCCCUCCAUUCCAUCCGAACGUUCGCGACGAAAUGGAUCGAUAACGUCCCACCGCGCCGCCUGGACAUGCUCAUACUCUGCGGGAACACAGCGUCCCCAUCCCCAGCUAAGAGAAAGAUCACAGUUGAUGGGAUAGACGAGGAAUGGCAGGUCAAUUACCUCGCGAACUUCCACCUCCUGAGCAUCCUCAGCCCCGCGCUGCGAGUCCAGCCGCCGCACCGUGACGUCCGUAUCAUAAUGACAACGUGUUCAAGCUACAUCAGAGCUCCGAAGCUCGACUUUGCACAGCUAGACAGCCAGGCAGUUCCCACUCCCACCUUCACCCAAAAUCCGACAAAGACCAAAACCUCCAAACCAUCAAAGAAAUCCACCACUGCCGCUGCCAAACCCAAACCGAAACCGAAGCCAAAAUCUCUCUUCGCUGCCAGCAAACUCUCCCUCAUGGUCUUCGCCACCUCCUUCCAGAAACAUCUGAGCUCUUUCAAACGCCCGGACGGCCAACCAACCUCUACACGUGUCAUCCUUGUCGACCCGGGCUACAGCCGCACCCCGGGAACCCGCCGCUGGCUCACCGGCGGCUCUCUGUGGGGCCUCCUCGUCUACCUGAUCACCUGGCCAUUCUGGUGGCUUGUCCUCAAGUCGCCGCAGCAGGGUGCGCAGAGUAUCCUGUACGCGGCCAUGGAGGCGCGGUUUGGACGCGGUGAGGGUGGGUGGAUGAUCAAGGAGUGUCGGGAGGUGGAUUUUGCGCGCAAGGAGGUUACCGAUGAAGCGGUCGGGAAGCAGUUGUGGGAAAUGAGUGAGAAGCAGAUUGAGGCGAAGGAGACGGAGGGGGCUGUAAGGCGGGCGCUAGAAAAGAAGGAGGCCGAGUUGAAGGAGAAUACCAAGGGACAGGCACAGAGUACGGAUGCUAAGUCCGCUCCUGCAUCUGCUUCUGCGCCUGGAGGCGUAAAAGAGCAGACAGCUGGAUCGAGACGGAGCAGGAGGGGGAAUAUCACUAAGUAG